UCCAUUUCUUGAACAUGGCCAAGAAGGUCAUUCCACCAGAAGGGAACAGUUAUGAAAAAACUGUGAAAGUGAUUUUGUGCUUCUUUGUACAGGUUUAGCGUCUGUAUUAUGCUUCUCCAUCUUAUCAUAUUCAUGUAUUCACAUAGACAGAAGAUAUCACUAUUUCCUGAAUAUACAGUAUAUACGUUUUCGUCAUUUAAAUAUGAACCCGAACCUGUGAUUUCACAAGCCAGCGCCCCUUAUGAGCUGCAGGGCCCCACCAGGUCAGGACCGAGUUCAAACCAAAUGGUUUGAAGUCAGUCGUAGAUUACAAGAAACAGUCCGUAUUAGAUAAAUGCCCACGACAAUGGUGUUCACGUAGAUGUAACCAUUACUCAGCUGAUGUGGAGAGGCAACGCAUUCUAUUUAAAGUACGCAAAGUUCUUCUUUUGUGCAAAGGCAAAGUGUGAUUCAUUACCGAUCAAUGGUUAUAUUCCAGCUUCCUGACUAUUUCUGUGAUGCAAUCUCAUGCCGUAUGCGCAUGAGCUACUCCAAUUAAAUGUGUGAUGACACAGUGGCUCUCCGCCAUCCUAAAGUGUGAGUGCUGUUAUUUUUAUCCUUUGUUUUCCGUGUCUCACUUCUCGCAUUUCUCCCUCAUUUCUCAUCUCUUGCUCACAUCACAACAUUUUCUCACCCCAAGCACGGAUAGCACAUGCAGGAGAUCAUGUAGGCUGGCUGCAUCCAACAAUAAAGCGACCAAGAAGGGAACAUGCAUAGUUUUAGGGGGAAAAUGUCCUUUUAAUAGCCCAACGGGAAUUUAAUAGGAACCUCAUUAAUAAUAGCCUGAGCGGUUCUUGAUGUUGUUAGACGGCCUGUGAAAGGUUAAGGUGAUUGGGUAACUGUUGUGAUGUAGGUUACCUCUUCAGGUGAAUUAGGUGAUUGCCGCUGCUGACAGUAGGUGGUUAUGCCUAGAUGUCAAAUGCAAAUAGGCUAAACACGAGUGUGUAAGUGGAAAGGGAGAUUAGCAAAAAAAAAUAAUGUGCAACGGAAUAUCCAGUGCCUCGAUGUUGUUGGUGGAGCAUUAGGGCUCGUUGGCGCGCACGCUGACAGACUGCUUACGUCUGCACGGAGCGAACGCGGACUAAAAUUGUAAAUACGUGCGUCGAAUCAGCUGUCAGAAAGGUGGUGGCAAGGGCAGGCAUAAAAAUGUAAACGUAACAGCGGCAUUACAACAGUCCGUGGAAUUUAUAUUUAGCACGGCGAGGGCAGAAAAUGUCUCCCUUCACCAAAAAAAACAGCAGCACGAUAUAACGUCAUUUCAGGAGAGCGAGGCGCGCAUCAGAACGGAAUCAGUAGCUCGGCAUCUGCUUCUCCGGUGACCGACGAGCUCUGUAGCAAGAAUAUUCAUGUGCGCCGCCGCCGCCGACAUAUCUGUUUAUCCGCGGUCUCUGCAUUCAUUACCGUAAAGUCGUCUCCCGGUUAGCGCGCGGGCACUAAACAGACUGCAUUUGUGAAUGGUUCUAUAGGCCCGCUUUGAAGGGAUGUUUUUUUUUCCCUCCUCUUCUCUAACGUCGCAGUGAACCGCACCAUGGAUAGCGAAGCGCUUUCUCGUCGUGCUCCGCGCUGAGGGCUUGGACGGGGAUGAGGAUGUUGUUUACAAAAAGCAGCCAGACGUCAGCGCACUGAUGCUCGGUCUCCUCGCGUAGAAUUUCACGUCUAAUGUUUUAUGUCACGGUUGGAAAUUACUGUCACCUCCGUCUUUCCUCUGCGAAGAGGGCAAUGUCAUCGUCAGCAGACCGGCGUGGAUUUGUUGUUGUCUGAUUUUACUACUUGUCCUCUGCAAUUCGACUUCACACCGUUUAUGUAACUGGGACGGGGGAAAGCUUUGAAAUCCUUCCCCCUGCUCCUAAUUGGUCCUCUAUACCAUGAGCUCUGGCUCCGCCCAGGAUGUGGUGGUGGAGAAUUUCCUGCGUGACAUAGAGAGGCGGGGCCAGUGGCUGCACUGUGCUGUUAUUGGCUGUGAGGAGGAGCAUCCCCGUGGCGACAUGAACCUUUUGUACCGCAAAAGUCGACUGGACUGGAGACACAGAGAUCAGGAGAGCAAGAAAAGCUCCAAUUAUAAAGAUGCCUCCUCUGCGACGGUUGGGAAGGUUCGAGAUCUGGCGUCAUUUCGGCGGCAUUUCCGAAUGGGAUUUAUGACGAUGCCAGCAUCCCAGGACCUUUCGCCUCACUCUUGUGCGGCUGCCAUGGCCCCGCGCUCUCAGUCCUGCCAUGCUGUGGGCACCGGUGAGGGAGAGGAGAUGGAGAAUGGAUAUUAUCCAGACUCAGACCCCCAAAACCAGUCAAAUCCCUCCCGUUGUCCCCCAGCCAAGCCUAAACGUCAUCCCAAUACUCGUCUCAGCUCCACACCUCAGCAAGAGCAUUCUUCUCGGGGGGUUCACGCACCACCUGACACUCCGCCACCUCCGCCUCCCAGUCACCCACCAAAACACCCAGAUAAGCGGAAUGCAAUGAAGAAGUCAGAUUCAGGUGAAAUGGCAGGACGGAAGGUACCUCCCUUGAAGCCCAAGCGGAGUCCAAGCACACAGCUCUCCUUUGACCCCCCACCACCUCGGGUCCCGCCACCGACCACACCGCUUCCCUUCCAGAGCUCUGAACCCUCUUCACGGGGUGAGGGGGGAGACGAUGAGCCAGUUUACAUUGAAAUGGUAGGCCAGGUCUUUACCCGAGAGACUCACAGUGCUCCUACUCCUCACCCACUCACGCCCUCUGCCACCACACCUGAUUCCGACUCGGACCAAGGAGAGGCCAUUUACGAAGAGAUGAAGUACCCCCUACCAGACGAUGCGGCACGAGAAGCCCAUCGACGCUUACCACUCAAACACGAGCGUAUGAAGUCCUCUAAAGCGUACCACUCUUCCAUUAUCUCAUCCUCUACCUCCACCUCCUCCUCUCUCCCACGCCCUUCAUCCUCCUCUCCGGCCUGUUCCUCAUCCAAGCCUAAAGCAGCGGUGUCCAUCUCUCACUCUUCUCCUCUGCCUUCAUCCUGCUCUUCAGCAUCCUCCACUCCCGUUCCUCAAGUCCUCUCCUCCUCACCACACCCUCCCCGUGCUCCCACACCCUUUCUGCUGCCAGGGUCCAAAUCUGAACAUGAGCCUAGCUCCAGCAAGAUCCCGGCACCCUUCCCCAACUUGCUCCAGCACAAGCCUCCUCUCCUGGCAUUUCCCCAGCCGGCUGCUGCCUCAAGUGGGGUGGGGGCUCAACACAAGACCAGUUCGGCCAAAAUCAGUGUGCAGUCAGCCUCCAGUCUGCCAGCAUCUACUAGCACCUCCUCCAGCACGAGCUCCACCAGCACUUCCAAAGAGUCCUCUGGAGUUGAGAAGGAACGAGAGAAGGAGAGAAGGGAAGGACAGCUGGGGCCAGCACCAGGACUCAGAGCCCGUAGUCAUUCCACUCCACUUCCUCCAUCUUCAAAGUCCUCCUCUCCAUAUUCCCACCACCAUCACCACCAUCACCCUCACCACAGGCCUUCCCACUAUCAUCAUUACCGCAAGCCUGAGAAAGAGACGUCGUCAUCAAGCAAGGGCUCAGGACAGUCCUCUACUCAGACGCAAACACAGCCCAAAGAGGGCAAGUCUGUCAGCUUUCUGCUGAAGUCUGAGAAAUCUGAAAGGGAAAGAGACCGAGAGAGGGAUCGUGAUCGUGAUCGUGAUCGUGAUCGUGAUCGGGAUCGCGAUCGCGAUCGCGAGAGAGACCUUAGUACGCCAUCAUCCAAUCAUUCAGAUGCCCCUGCCUCAAGCACGUACACACACACGUCUCAAACCGGCACGAGCACCACGCCAACCCCAAGUCAACCAUCAUCUUCCACGGCAGGUACACCACCUUCCACCUCUUCUUCGUCCGCUCACCGCCCUCCGUCUCGCUCUCACAUGCACCGGUCGCACACCCCACACUUGUCACAUGGCCUUCCUGCUUACAAACCCCCCCCCUCCGACAGCCCCCUGCUCUGGACCUACCCCUCAGUUGGCUUCCGACGCCCACCAGCCUAUGAUAGCCUACGCGGGGGCUCACAGUUGCCAUCCCUGCACACGGACCACACUAAAACUGGAUCUGCAGCCCAUGCGUUGCAGGCCAAAGCCGGGUUCAUUCCCUGGGAGAGUGCAGCUGCCUUAGGGCUCACCGAAGACCAGGCAUACUGGCCCAUGCACCGAAAAUUAUCAUUCAGUCAUGGGAGCCGAGACACUGAGAAGGAGGAUGGAAGUGCAUGGAAUGGUAGUGCAGAUGCUCUAUUAAGGAGAGAGAGGGAUGACCUAGUCAUGCGGGGUGGUGGACACUCUGGAAUACCUGUGCGGUCAACAGCGAGACACAGCGAGAGCUUGGCUGGAGCGGACGGACCACCAGGGUUGAGAGGACUGAUACGAGCAGGACUGCCCUUACCCUGCCAAACUUUCCCAGCAUGCCGCAAUGGAGAGUUGGGUCGCCUUGGUAGGUCUUCCUCCACAUCAGGAGUGAGACAAGUGGGUGGUGACGUUCAAAGGCAGAGCAGUCUGCCGGCCAGAGAAGCACUCAACCAGUUUCACGCUCUCUCGCAGGUUCAGGCACAGGCUCCCUGCAGUCCGUCUCUUAGCCGGCAGCAGCAGUACCAGCACCAGCAGCAGGUCCAGCUCCAGUUCCAGCAGCUGGCUCAGCUCGCUGCGCAGGCCCAGGCUACCCACAGCACGGGCACAGCCGGCACCUCCACAGCCCCGGCCCAGCGGGACGGCAAGCUCCUGGAGGUGAUUGAGAGAAAGCGCUGCCUGUGUAAGGAGAUUAAGGCUCAUCGCCGGCCGGAUAAGAGCUUAUGUAAGCAGGACAGUAUGCCUAUUUUACCCAGCUGGAGAAAAACGCCGGAGCCCCGCAAGACUGGAACACCACCCUGCCAGAGGCCACAGGCUGUGGUGUGGGACACGGCCAUCUGACCCAGGCACAGAGAGCAAACAGAGGCUAAGGAGUAAGAAAGACAUGACUGAGAGAGACGUACGGAGUACAGAUCUUUUCUUCUUUUUUUCUCCAUUGCGAGUGAAAAGACAAAAUGGGAAUUUUAGGGGAAAUGAAAGAAGUGGCCUUUGAGUGAAGAGAUUCGAAUAAGACUGGAAAGACAAAGCGAGAGCAUUUUUUGCUAAGAGAAUAGCAUGAUUUAGAAUAAACCUCUCUGUAGAAGCAGGAGAAAAUGUGUUCCACAUGGUGUUUAUGUGCCAUAUAGUUGCAGCAGAUGAAAAACACACAAACACGCACACACACACACACACUAGAGAGACGCUUGAGUCUGAACUCUCUGACCUGCUGCAAAUACAACCUGUGCUGCUGAGUUUACAACCUUUUUGAAACACACUGGAAAUCUUUGGAGCACCGUAACAUUCACACUGAACAUAAACCAUUAAUGAGGAGAAUAGACAUGAUUUUUCCUCCAAGGAAUGAAGAAAUGAUGUGUAAAGAAUGAAGAGACGCUGAAAGAUCAUAGUGGAGCUUUUCUUCAUAUCAUAAACUGUCUGUGACUUUGGGCUUUUGUGUUUUUACUGACCAGAUUUACCAGUUACUGACCAGUUAUGCUGCUGUUUCCUGGGCACCCACUAGACUGAUGUUUUUUUACAUUCCAGGAGUGUGAAAGUGUGUGUGUGUGUGUGUGUGUGUGUGUGUGUGUGUGUGUGUGUGUGUGUGUGUGUGUGUGUGUGUGUGUGUGUGUGUGUGGUGUCACGGUGAACGUUGUAAGAUGUAUCUUUGCAUUGGAGAUGUGUGAGGUUGGAAGCAGAAACAGUGAUGAGAGGAAAUCCAGACAUACAAACAACAAAAUGCUUAGGAGUACAGGGGAACGAAUCAAUAAAACACAAAAUUUGACAUGUAUACAUAAAAAAAAGUCUUACACGUUUAGACACAAGAAACGGUGAUGAAGGGCUGUGUGGUUCUGUCGUACUUUGUAGAGGCGAUUCAUUUGAAGUCUAAUUACUGCCUAUUGAUUGAGUGCCAAUUUGGAGAGUGUGGUGACGUGUGUCUGCGUAUUUGAGGAGUAGAAGAAAAGCUGUUCAUCAGAAGUUACGUGACUUUCGUAGCAAUAUUUGUUAAAGCAAGAGACUGAUCAUUAGCCCACUCCAAUACAAAAUCGUGACGGUGAAAAAAGGACAGAUCCAUCCUGCAUUAUUCGCUUGAUGAAAAUAGUACGUUCACAGGAUGAGCUUCAUUACAAAAUAGGAAAUAGACUGAGGACCAAUGCACAGGCUGCAUUAACACGAGGUGCCAUUGUGUUCACCUGUAAACUGUCGGACCACCGUAUUUUACACAUCUGUUUACAUUCUAUCUGUAUCUGAGCAUAUCCGGAGCUACGGUCUAACUGUAUUUUUCAGUCUUUUUGGCAGCGUAGUCUCAAGUGUCAAUCGGUUGGGGUUGCAAUGCAGGUUAUUAAGAUAUAAUAACAUAUGGUGAGCAGCUCUUAUCAAACUACAGUGCGGUUACCCUGUCCCGUAAAGAAAAAUCAAUUUUGGAGCAAAUUCCACCUCUUCACAUUGUCCAGCGCUCAUGCACACAAGCAUAUACACUCGCGGCGCCCUGCUGGAAAAUGAACACGCGGCGGCGCUCCUCAGACCGAUUGCUGGAAUUUUUUCCAGCGCAAAAGAAAGCGAACCACGUGACAUCGAGAUUAAACGAGAAGAAAAAAACACUUGUUGAAAUCUGUAAAAUAAACAUGUACAACUGUAUUGAUUAUGUAGCAAUUAUUUCCACUUUCAUACUUGUAAUCAAUAAAUAUAUUGUAGCAUAUAAUGUAUAAAAGUACAAGGUGUUUAAUUGUUUUAUAAAGAAAAUUUAGUAGUUUUAUCUGUGGCUACCUGUCUACACUGUACUGGAUGGACCGCUGAAAGGCGAGCCCUCUCUAUUAAAGGCACAGUCUCAGACACACACACACACACACACACACACACCAACCAACCAACCAAUGUUUUUCCGGCUAGUGUCAUGCAAGUCCCUUUAAGCAACUUAAGUCUAAUCACAUUCAUACCCUCACCAACACGCUCCACACCGGGAAUAUCAGUUGGAUAUUUUUGAAGUACUUUUGCUGCUAUAUUGAAUUUCUACUAUUGCUUACAUAUCCCUCACUGCUGUUGUUUUAUUUUUCUUCUUCAUUCUUUUGAGUGCUUUUUGAGACUUUUUUUAUUUUGAAAUCAUGCGAUGGAGUUUUGAGGAGUGGAAUCUUUUGUAACCGUUGGCAAUUGAAUGUUUCUCAGUUGUUGUUGUGGCUGUAUUUAAAAGUUGUUGUUGUUUUUUUCCGAAUAGUUAGCACCACCAACCUGUACAGUUCUCACCCUGGCAACACUACUGUAAAUGUGAUGGCAACGUUGCAGUGAUGUUGCCGAGGGUUUGACGUGUUGUCACCACGACACCAGGGUUUCACUGCACCACCAUUUGAAAUACAAAGUCUUUAUCAAACAGUACGGAGGACCACAGUAGAGGAGGGCUGGUGCAAUGCAUGCUGGGAGUUCUUGAUGGAUUCCCUUAAUCAUUCAGUUCAAGGUUGGGCUGCGUCCCAGUCUAUAUAAAUUGUGCCCAGUUUGUACUUCAGAUAUACUAAAUAAUCAUCUAGUGGCAAUUUAUUAAGAUGAAAAGGGUAACUUAAGUAUUAUUGGGUAAACUAGUUUACAGAAAUGUCGGCUUUUGCGUGUCUACAUAAACGGUGGCCAUAUUAUGAGUGCCAUAAUAUAUUGGUAUGGUAAGAUACGGUGUACCUUGGAAAUCACUGUAGUGCUAUAUUUGCAUUGAUAUCGUCAUGAAAUAAAUUUUAUAUGAUGAACCUAAAA
This is a messenger RNA of Puntigrus tetrazona (Sumatra barb), 7802 nucleotides long. RefSeq names its product neuronal tyrosine-phosphorylated phosphoinositide-3-kinase adapter 1. Gene Ontology annotation, biological process: phosphatidylinositol 3-kinase/protein kinase B signal transduction; neuron projection morphogenesis. Lineage: Eukaryota; Metazoa; Chordata; Actinopteri; Cypriniformes; Cyprinidae. The transcript has 7 exons. The record is from RefSeq and is a predicted model, not a curated record. Bases 1905 to 4937 code for a protein of 1010 amino acids.